Messenger RNA from Plasmodium coatneyi, 1134 nucleotides. RefSeq names its product KIR-like protein. Lineage: Eukaryota; Apicomplexa; Aconoidasida; Haemosporida; Plasmodiidae. The coding region runs from base 1 to 1134 and encodes 377 amino acids. The record is from RefSeq and is a predicted model, not a curated record. The transcript is spliced from 3 exons.
AUGUUAGGGUUGUUAGGGGUGGUAUAUGUGAAGGAGGGGAAAAGGAUAAUCGUAGAAACGUGCACACUAGAAACAAUUACUGAGAAGUUAACUUUACAAAAUGGGUUCUAUACAAAUUUCGAGAGCGAUGGAGGAGGGGGUCACAGGGGCGGGGUUAGUGGUACAAAUUUGACGUCCCAAUUAACUAGCUCCUGUUCGAACUGUUCAAAAAUUAUUGACGAUGCUGCAAAAAUCGAAAACGCCCACUUAUACGCAUGUAUGCAGACUAAAGAUAAGAGUUCCACAGGUGAUAGUGCUCCUUGCCGCUUUUUUUAUUAUUGGUUCGGACACAAAUACUGGAACGACUUAAAUGGUAAUGCGCUAUCAACAAUUUUGGAUAAAAUUUACGAAGCGCUGAAAACAUCUUCCUGCACUGAUGGGAAGAAGUGUGAUUUUAAAUACAAAGAUCUUGAGAACCAAACUAUUUUUGAUCAUAUGAAAAUCAUAUUCGAUUAUUUCAACGAUUAUGAAGGGGUACAGAGUUUACUAAGUACGCAUGGUACCACCUGUGCGGAAAAAUGGUCAACCUAUUGGGAAACACUUUCUUCAGCAUGUAAUAAAGUGAAACAACAUUGUGCAUCAGAGUCUGAUCAUAACAGUAAGCAAUAUUGUACCGACUUCAAUAGUACCUAUGCUGUACAUUGUGAUACAGCUAAGCUCCCCCAAAAGAUGGCGGAACUAAUAACAAAUAUCCAACGUGAAGCACAAGCAGCGCAAAUAGCAGCCACUAAAGAAAAAGAAGAAGCUGUAAGUAAAGCCACCACCACUUCCUCCCUUUCUUCUAUAUUUGGCACACUCGGAAUGACAGUCGCUCCUUUCGUAUUGUAUAAGUAUAAGCCAUGGUCUUCUUGGUUUGGUAACCACACUUCUGGAAAUGGAAGGAGCAGAAGAACUAAUAGAAGAAGAUCCACCAGGAAUGAAUUCGACACAUUAGCGGAAGUUUCAACAGUGGAUUUUACAGCAAGUUCGGAAGCAAAUUCCACAAUAGACAAUUCUACUACCGUUCGUCCUACCGCCUACAUAGGACAACGCACGAAGGGAAGAACAAAUAAUAAUGCGGGGGGUCGCGGGAUGGUAGGUUAUCAAAACAUGUAA